GGCUCUUCGCAUGCGCCGCGGCGCUCUCGUAGUCCCCGCUGCUGUUCGCCGGAAGUGGCGGCGCGAUCCUGCGGGCCGGUACCGCGCGGUCGCCGCUGCCUCCCGGUGAAGAGUCGCCGCCGCCGCCGCUGCUCCGCGCUCAGGCGUCGGCGGGCGCGCGGGGUGCUCGUGGCCGCAGCCCGGUGUUCGCGCACCGGUUCUGGUCUUGCCGGCGCGCCGUCGGCGAGUGUCGCAUGCGCAGCGCCCGUCAGCAGCGCGGCGGCGCGCAGAGCCCGGGUCCCGGCAGGGGCGGCAGCAGGAAGAAGAAGAAUGCCUAGGAGAGAUGGGUAAAGAAGAGCAGGGGGAAGAAACAAGACCAGAAAAGCAGUGCGGAAGAUGCCAGUGAAGAGCAGGGAGAAGAGAAGCAGCAGCCUCCAGCAGGUCAGGCAAGAAACUGCCCCUCCCAGAGCAGAGUCCCAGAAAAAGGAAGAGGGUGAGAAGUUGCAGUCUUGGCAGACUGGAAGCUCUGCAGAUCCACUAGGAUGUGUAGAGCCAAUGGAGAUACAGGCGGUCCUUGAUGUGCCAGCUUUGUGUCUCACAGUGCCCAGACAGGUUUGUGACCUACAUUGAUGUUCAGGCUUCCUACAGAUACAAACUCGAUCAAUGGAAUUACUUCAAGCAGUUCUGCAAACCUGGUUUUAACAGUCCUCUCAAGAAUGUCUAGUGCUGGUGGCUGGUACUUGAGCUCACCUGGCAUAUGAGGAACUGACACUUGCUGUUAUGUAUUGUUUUGGGUGCUAAUACCAUUCAUGAAGAAGAAGCCGCAGUUUUUGUAAGCUGCCCAGAUGCUGACAGAGAGUAAGUUCUGCAUUUAUUACAAAUUCUUAAACUGCUACAGAUACUACUGUUGUUAUUCAGUAGCACCUAGAAUCUCCAGGUGAAAGCUGUGAUCUCACUGUGCUUGAGCUGGGACAAAAAGUCCCAGAGCAUAAAAAUCCUAAUUUUGAAUAUAAUGGCUCUUCCAAGACUUGUCAACAUUCCAUUAGAUAAUCAGCUGAAAAACAAUAGACCUUGACUCUGAAAUUGUUUAAAUAUGUUACAAAAGACAAGCGACAAAAGUGGAGCUUGACAUGAGGUGUAACACUUCUGGUUUCUUUUGGUAUUUUGGAUAGUUCUUAAGAGAUGCUUCCCAGACUUCUCCAUGAAGAGCGGUGUGCUAACCGUGGCAAAUCAGACUACAUUCAAAGAUGGAACAGGGAAAACAAGAAAUGUAACCGAUCUCAGGGAAGCUGCAAAGGAUUUUAAACGGAGGACAUAAACCAGCAACCUCCCCACUCACAGUGGGCUGUUCAUUGCAAUGAUUGUGAGUCUGCUCUUCCCUGUGUUAUUGAGGUUCACAGCUGGGGUUCUCUUCUGGAUUUUCAUCUUUGGUGUGAUUGGAAUUAUGGGUUAUGGCAUCUGGCAUUGUUACUGGGAGUACAACCAUAUUAAAGGAAUACCUGGAUCUGACUUCACUGUUUAUGAUACUGGAUUCCAGAGAGACUUCAGAGUGUGCCUGCAGCUGAGGCAAACAUGUGCUUGGAAUGAAGCGCUCUUCCUCCUCCUGCAGGCCAUGACCCUUGGCUUCCUCAUGCAGCACUUGGGGGACACACGGGGAGAGGGGCGCUGCUGGCGGCUGGUUACUGGGUAUUACUGGGAGCCCUCCUCUCCCCCCCUACCCCGCCCUGGGCUCAUCACCUUCCUCCAAGUGGCCAAUCUGCCCAUUGUCAUCCUCAGCAGGCUCCUUCAAGCUGCCACCAACUACCACCAAGGCCACACAGGGCAGCUCUCGGGGGUCACCACCACCCUCCUGUUCGGGGGGGCCGGGUGUGGGUCUUCCCUUCAGGACACAGGGCACCCGCUCCUGGCCUUGACCUUCACCACGUCAGCCGCCUGCAAUGGGCUCCCAUUGGGGCAGCUGCUGUAUUAUGGGGGGGGGGGGUGUUGAACCCCCAAACCUCCCCCUCACCGCAAGGUGGACUGACCCCGGAUCCCCCCAUAACCCCCUCCAACGGAACAAACCGGGGGGUGGGGUGUUAAAAAGGGGGUUUUUGUGGGGUCAAACAUCCCCCCGUUAAUAAAAUGGGUUUUCACUGGU
Strigops habroptila (Kakapo) is the source of this 2116-nucleotide messenger RNA. RefSeq names its product choline transporter-like protein 5. Bases 1337 to 1966 code for a protein of 209 amino acids. The transcript is spliced from 12 exons. NCBI's taxonomy places the organism in Eukaryota, Metazoa, Chordata, Aves, Psittaciformes, Psittacidae. The record is from RefSeq and is a predicted model, not a curated record. Gene Ontology annotation, biological process: oligosaccharide biosynthetic process.